This is a messenger RNA of Aphanomyces astaci, 1572 nucleotides long. RefSeq lists its product as hypothetical. The record is from RefSeq and is a predicted model, not a curated record. The coding region runs from base 33 to 1235 and encodes 400 amino acids. The transcript has 8 exons. Lineage: Eukaryota; Oomycota; Saprolegniomycetes; Saprolegniales; Verrucalvaceae.
GCUUAUUGCGACCAUCGGUGUCCGCGGUUAAGAUGGACAAUCAGAUCGAAGAGAUGGCCUAUGAGGGGCUGGACGGCACGUUCACGUCCACGACGCCGCGCCACGGUUGCGUUCCUCCGCCGCUGGACAAAUUCCCAGACGACAACCUUGACAACCUGCGGUUGCAGCUAGAUGAAGUGGAACAAGAACUACGACAGGCAGCAGAGUAUGGCCUCCAUCUUGUGGCCACGAACAACGACCUCACGCAAUCCAUGCAGAGGAUACAAAUAGCUCAUGAAACCACUACGAGCGAACUGAAAGGUGACAUUGCCAUGUUGGAGCGACACUUGCUCGCCAUGGAAGCGGAACGCGAUGCUUGGAAGCAAAAAUGUCACACUGCCGAAGAGUCGUUGGAUCGGCUCCAACAGGAGCAACCAUCACCAAAUCAACCACAUUGUUAUGGGGACACUUCAACUUCCGAAGUGCACUUGUCCAGGGUGCCUCAAGACGAAGUCGAUCGACUGAAGGCGUCCGUAUACGACCUUUCGACGGCCUUGGAGCAAGCCACGGCCAGCGCCAUCGCCAAAGACUUGGCCAUUCACCGACUUCAAUCGACCAAGCGAGAUAUGCUGGACAUCAUCCAGCAAAUGAAAUGCGCGGCUGCCAAUGACGCCUCUGCGCGCAAAGCACUCGCAGCCAAAAACACGACCCUGCAUGGCCAAUUGGCUACCGCUUUAGUCAAAAUGGACGCCUGCCACGAAAUGUACCAAGUCCGGUUGGCCGACGAAGCGCGACUGCGCCAGACGAUCGAGGAACUGACGGUGGAGUUGCAAGCGCAAGGCGACGACGUUGAAGCCAAGUCGAACUUGGUGCAUUCCACACGGCUAAAGUGCAGUCACCUCGAGCGGCAACUGGAAUCGCUGGUGGGUCGGGAAACCGACUUGGAAGGAGGCGGCCAGUCAUCCCAUGAUCCGAACGAGGACGAGGCGACGUCCGAAGCGUUGGCUUCGUUUGACCGGUUGGAGAGCUUCUUCAAGCUCACUGCGCUGGGUAUUAUACUGGACCACGGCGCCCACGACAAAUUUCUGCAAGGCUCGAGCCGCCACACGAUCCAAGCGUGGUUUCGCCAAGCCACGCAAGCCGACGUGCCGUACCAUCAAUGGCACCGGUGGCUCACCAUUCGAAUUGCCGGGUACGAUUUGAAAUCAGCGUUGUUGACGUUGGUGGGUUAUAAUAUGGCGGUGGAUCGACGAUAGCUCGAGUUCACAAGACGGGUUCCGGUUCUUUCGACCCCGAAAGAGCCUCAGCGUCGAAGCGCCGUCGACGGCGUCGAGUCCGUCGUCGCUGGCCGGCGCCAUUGCCGAUUUCUUUGACAAGUACAAACGAAAGCCCGAGCCCAAUCAUAGCAACCUGUAGCCGCACAUUCAAAGUGGAUCUUGAUUGUCAAGUCGAUUCGAAUUUGGAGUGCUCAAUCGAAUCGGCAGGCAAUCGAUAUAUCGACCAAUCAAAAUGCAAAACACGAAUCAGUGGCCAAUGAAAUCCACCCAAUUCAUCAUUGAAUUAGUGUGUGAAUGAAAUUAGUGUGACAUCGGA